Puntigrus tetrazona (Sumatra barb) is the source of this 1499-nucleotide messenger RNA. It is a transcript of the gene zp2l2, whose product is annotated as zona pellucida glycoprotein 2, like 2. Gene Ontology annotation, biological process: prevention of polyspermy; binding of sperm to zona pellucida. The record is from RefSeq and is a predicted model, not a curated record. Lineage: Eukaryota; Metazoa; Chordata; Actinopteri; Cypriniformes; Cyprinidae. Gene Ontology annotation, cellular component: egg coat. Gene Ontology annotation, molecular function: structural constituent of egg coat; acrosin binding.
ACGGGAAAAAGUAGCUACUUAGCGAAAGUAAUAAGUGAUAAUAAUGUGGGUAACUGCAAUAUUAGUUGCGUUUACGCUUAGUGUAUAUUUUAGCAAUGCUCAGGAUCCGCGGUUUCCCUGGCAGAUGUCCCGAUAUCUGUCCGGCGGUUUAGCGUUCUCACCCGUUCUGAAGGAGUUUCCCCCGCAGCAGGAGAGGGUUCGGUUUUCGCCGGAGAUGAGCUCGUCUUUCUCCGGCUCUCAGAGCCAGCGCUGUGCGCUCGAGCGACAUCACGAGCGCGUCGAGUGUGGACAGCCUGACGUCACUUCAGAUGAGUGUGACGUCAUCAGCUGCUGUUAUGACGCGCGGGGCUGUUACUAUCCCAAGGCAGUCACUCUGCAGUGCACAAGAGAUGGGCAGUUUUUAUUGGUGGUUGCUCGAGACGCCACCACACCACGAAUCAGUUUAGACUCCAUCCACAUGCUGGAGAAUGACCCCAGUGACCGCUGCGCUUCGGUCAGCAGCACUGCCAGCUUCGCCAUCUAUCAGUUCUCCGUCAGCUCCUGCGGCUCCAGAAUGAAGGAAGAAAAUGGUUUUGUUAUUUAUGAGAACAUGAUGUCGUUCGCUUAUGAAGCUGGCCUUGGACCUCAUGGAUCAAUUAUGAGAGACGGUUCUUAUGAGCUGAAGCUCCAGUGCAUGUAUUCAGAAUCAGCCAUCGAUGCUCUGCUGGUGGACGUGAAUACGGUUCCUCCUCCUCCUCCUCCCUCUGUCUCUCACAACGGCUCACUCAAGGUAGAGCUCAGACUCGCCAACGGACAGUGCAGCACUAAACCGUGCUCUGAUGAGGAUAUGUACACCUCUUACUACUCUGAGGAAGACUACCCUGUUACUAAAGUGUUGAGGGAACCUGUGUAUGUGGAGGUGCGGAUUCUGGAGAGGACCGAUCCGAACCUCAUCCUGGUCCUGGACCACUGCUGGGCCACUUCUAAUCCUGAAUCCCUGAGCCUGCCUCGGCGGGGUCUUGUGAUAAACGGCUGUUCAUAUAAGGAUGACUAUCAGCAGACCACAGUGCUUCCUGUUGGACAGUCGAGUCUGCAGUACCCAUCUCAUUACAAACGCUUUGUUGUGAAGAUGUUCGCUGUUGUAGAUCAGUCGUCGUUUGCGCCUCUGCAGGAAAGGAUGUUCAUUCACUGCACUACGUCUGUUUGCUACUCCUCCACCAGAGAGUCAUGCGAGUCCAGUUGUGGCAACAGGACAAGAAGGGCUGUUUCAGAAGACUUGAAGGAUUCUGAGGAAGAGGUUGUAGUUUCAAGUAGGGAGGUCAUACUUGUAUCCCAUUUGCCAGUUUCUGAAAAUCUAGCAGAUAAUGAAGUCCAACAGAUAUUAUUGGAUUAUGGAUUAUGGGCGGCAGGAGCUCUCAUUGUGUUUGGUGUCUGUGGGCUUUUGGUGGCUGUUUUAAUUCAUCGGGCCAAACCUCACCCUCAGCCCGUUCCAGUGUGACAUUAAUAAAAUGCCAAAAGAA